AUGGCAUACAUAAUUAGUAAAUAGAACAGUUUAGGAAAAGAUAAGAGAUAUAAUUUAUUUAAAUCUGCAUUGUUCCUUUCUUUAAAAGCAAAAGACUUCAAAUAUGAAGAUCAUUUAAGAAGUUUAUUUGGGAAGCAUGUAAAAGUAUGUGUAAUAAUUAGGGAUUUAUAUUUUCAACAUUAGAAAAAGUGCUUCAUGAUGCAGCUAAAUAAUUAGGAACUUGUGCAUCUGAUCCUGUGACAAUUAGUUAUUUUGAGAAGGCAAUGUAAUAGAGUGGAGAUAUUGAUAAAUACUUUUAGGUGGUAUCAGGUAUAGUAAAUGGGGAAGGGAUAAAAGUAUGUGAUUUAGAAGGAGAAGUGUAUUAUUAAUUUUAGAUAUUGAAAGAAGAGGAAAUGUUAUUAAGAUUGCAUGAGACAUUAUAAUAAUUUAAACCAGAAAAGAAACCAAUAUAUAGAGUAAUUAAAUAUUUACAUAUAUAGAUUGCAUGUUGGCAUAAAGCGUGCUUUAUAUCAAUGUUACCAGGAUAUGGUGGUCAUAUGCAGGAGAAAUGUACAUAUUGGAAAUAACCAUUUUUGAUGAGGAAUAUGAUGAGAGGAGAGAGAAGAAUGAUGAUCACAAAUAGCAUAGAAUGGAUGGUAGAUGAUAUGUGUCAUUUCAAACCAAUUUUAAAUAGAGGAGAAGAUUACUUAAAGUGUGUAUGA
This is a messenger RNA of Paramecium sonneborni, 701 nucleotides long. The record is from the annotation of a GenBank genome assembly. Lineage: Eukaryota; Ciliophora; Oligohymenophorea; Peniculida; Parameciidae.